AUGCCUUUAUUUCCACUUUUUCUUCUAUUUUCAAAUAUUAAACUGGCAACUUGUAACGAGUGUUAUAGCCUCGACGGCACUGGCUGUGUGUUUAAUAUCAAUUCCACAUGUUCUGGUGAGUUUUAUAUUAAUGACUCGAACUGUAUAGCUUCUCGUGCUUUCUACAACAACAAGAAGAUCACAAGUAUCAUCUUUAAUGUGACUAAAAGGGUGAUUGUUGGGAAUGAAGCUUUCAGAUCGUCACUCUUGUCGAGUUUUGUAGCGUCCAAUGGCAUCAAGCAGUUGGGUACCAAUUCAUUUUUUGGGACUAAAAUCACAACAAUUGACUUAGAUGGUGUCGAGGAUAUUCCACUUAGUGCUUUUGCGAAUUGUAAGCAACUUCAGAGUGUAUUGAAUACACCAAAUUUAAAGACAAUUGGCGAGAAUGGGUUUUAUGGUACCAACUUACUCUCCCACAUCACUUUUGGUAAUCAGUUGACUCAAAUUGGCAACUACGCCUUUCAAAGUAGUGGUCUUGUGAACGUCAGUUUUGACGGGAAUGUGAAUGGGACACUAAUUGGCAACUACGCGUUUUAUAACUGCCUCAAUUUACUCACUGUGGAUAUCACGAAUGUCACUUCUAUUGGGGAAUACGCCUUUUACGACUCUUCCAAUUUGGAGAGUCUUAUUAACACUGAGAGUCUCAAAACAGUGCAGACUUCUGCGUUUAGUGGGUGCGACAAAUUGAAGGAAAUCCAUUUGGGUCAAAUGGUGUCACUUGGGGAGAGUGCCUUUGGCGAAACCCUCACUUUCAUCUUCUAUCACGGCGACGAGGACGUGCGGGCGUGGGUGUCAAACAGUGUGAGUGCCGGAACGACCAUUUUUGUGCCUCGGAGUUACAACGACACUAAAUUUGCUGAGCGAAGUGUAGUGAAAGUGCUUUGCCACUCUCACGAGUAUAUAGACACCACAAUACAAUACACUACAAAUGUUGAUGAAAGUCAGUGUAAAGAGUGUCCAGAAGGGACUGGCACGUUGGAUGGAGUGAAUGAUAAUUGUGACUUAGACACUUCUUACUGUCAGAGAGUCAACCCUAAUUGUAAAUAUUGUGACGGACAAAUUUGUGCGCAAUGUACAGACAACUCCCAUAUCACAGAAGACACUCACAAGUGUUAUAACAUCAGUCCUGAUGGGUAUUACCUUGAUGGUGAUAUAUACAAACACUGUGAUGCGCAUUGUGACACUUGUGAAAGUAAAGGCUCGUGUACAAAGUGCUCACCAAAUUACAUCUACAUCGAAGACACUUCAAAGUGUGACAGUGAGUGUCCCAAAGGGAGUUUUGUUCUUGGCAAUGUGUGCAAAAAGUGUAUGUCUAAAUGCACUGAGUGUGUGUCUCAAGACGAGUGCAGGACAUGUGUUGAUGGGUAUUACUUUAAUGGUAUCAAGUGCGCUGCGUGCAAAAGUCAUUGUGACGAGUGUUAUGACUAUGAUGUCUGUGCCUUGUGUGAAGACUCCUAUUACUACCAAGAAGACACCGAAGACUGUGUUAAGUACUGCCCUUCAAAUUAUUUUAUCGACAAUUUGGUCUGUCGGAAGUGCAAUAAACACUGUAAAACAUGUGAGAACUUUUAUUCAUGUGAAGUCUGUGAAGACGGAUUCUUCCCAAAAGAAGACGACGGCGAGUGUGUUAACCCAUGUCCAGAAAAGUACUUCCUGCAAGACAAAAAGUGCUUGAAAUGUCAAGAAAAGUACCUUUUGCCUUGCACUGACAACGAAUGCAAAGUGUGUGUGGGAACAAAGAAUGGUGCACUGAAAGUUUCUAUUGUGUUGACUUUAAUGGUGUCCGUCUUUGUAUUGUGA
Messenger RNA from Entamoeba invadens IP1, 1839 nucleotides. RefSeq lists its product as hypothetical. The transcript has a single exon. Lineage: Eukaryota; Evosea; Mastigamoebida; Endamoebidae. Bases 1 to 1839 code for a protein of 612 amino acids. The record is from RefSeq and is a predicted model, not a curated record.